Molecule: messenger RNA, 2916 nt
Organism: Cuscuta epithymum
Lineage: Eukaryota; Viridiplantae; Streptophyta; Magnoliopsida; Solanales; Convolvulaceae
Source: the annotation of a GenBank genome assembly
AUUGACUCGUAUAAACUACCAAAAACUAGCCUUUGGUCUUCAGCCUAAAUUUCUCGUCUGUCUCAGUCGCAACUUAUUGUUAGGGUCUCUAGGACCAGUGCAAAUGCCCGCCAUGCUAUCUUACGACGACUUCAUUAAAGUCCACGGCGUGCUAUUAGCUUCCUCCGGAAUACCGCUGAAACUCUACCCCCUGCUCUUCCGGAAGCUCACAGAAGAAACGUUCGACGGCGGCCAACACUUCCAGAUCGAGCCAUUGGAGGACGGAAAGCAAAGACGCCUGGUGUUCACUUCAGAUUAUUUGGCUAAGGAGUCUGAUCUCUUUCUGGUUGACCAUGCUUGGACUUUCCGCCUCGCUGACGCCUAUAAGCAGUUACAAGAAGUCCCCGGACUGGCAGAACGAAUGGCUGCAGUAAUGUGUUUGAAUGCUGAUUUGUCACACAUUGUUGAGGUAGGUGACACUGGUGGAGCUGAAGAUGAUCCUAAAUUGAGUGCUGAGGACAUAGUUGCAAGAAAAGUCAUUAAGGUCACAGAAGGAGGUGAUGCUUUAAGGUGGUUGGAGCUUGAUGACCUUGGAAUUGAUGAUCAUAUGCUCUCUUCUCUUGAUUUGCCUCAUAAAUUUCCUAAUUUGCUUGCAACAAGUUUGUGUGGCAACAACCUCAAGAAUGUUGAAAUUCUUGUAAAAGAGAUUACCCAACUCAAUAAUCUCAGAGCUCUAUGGUUGAACAACAAUCCAAUUUUGGAAAAUGAUGAUGGUUGUCUGGAAGAUACCAUUCUUCAAGGUUGCCUGAGAUUGGAAAUUUUCAAUUCUAGGUUCACUCCACAUUAUGGUGAGUGGGCGUUAGGUUAUUGUGGAGAAAUUUACAAUAAAGACAGUCCAGAAUGUGUAUAUCACGUUGACCAACCCUUGCUCUCCAUUGAUUCUUUGGACCUAUCCAAUAGAUCCAUUAGCAACCUCCUCAAUAAGGCAUUUUCUCCUGCUGAAAUGCCAUCUCUCUCACAUUUGAACAUUCAUGGAAAUCCAUUGGAUCACAACACUGCAAGUGAUUUAUUGAAACUCCUUAAGCAAUUCAGUUGCUUGCGUUCUCUGGAGGUGGAUAUACCUGGGCCUCUGGGCGAGAACGCUGUUAGGAUAGUUGAAGAACUGCCAUAUCUUGCUGUCCUGAAUGGCGUAAGCACAUCCAGAAUUUAUGAGUCAGGUAAGUCUGUUCUUGGUUCAAUGCUCCAACCGCGCCUUCCUGAAUGGAAAGCUGGAGAACCUAUUCCUGACCGCAUUACAGAUGCAAUGUGGUUAUACUUGAUGACAUACAGACUUGCAGAUGAAGAAAAAAUUGAUGAAACCUCUGUAAUGUAUGUAAUGGAUGAAUUAGGUUCAUCCCUACGACACAGUGAUGAACCGAAUUUCAGAGUGUCUCCAUUCCUCUACAUGCCAAGUGGUGAAUUGGAAUCCGCUAUGAGCUAUUCAAUUUUUUGGCCAAUUGAUGAUAUUCAAAGAAAUAAUGAGUGCACUCGUGAUUUCCUACUUGGAAUUGGAGAAGACAAACAACGCUUGGCUAGACUUACAGCAUGGUUCCACACCCCACGUAAUUACUUUGUUAAAGAGUAUGAGAGGUGCCGGGAGUGGUUGCAAUCAAUCAAGUUUACUUCCCCACUGCAGGCAUCACCUCUAACAAGUUCUUUGUACUGUACCAAUGGAAGUGCUUUGCGUGUUUAUACAGAUAUACCUCACGUGGAUGAAUUCUUGAGCCGCCCUGAAUUUGUAAUAACAUCUGAUGCAAAGGAUGCACAUAUUAUAUGGACGAGUAUGCAGGUAGAUGAGGAGGUGAAGAAGGCUGCCGGACUAAAUGAUCAACAGUACAUAAAUCAAUUUCCAUUUGAGGCUUGUCUUGUUAUGAAACAUCAUUUGGCCGAAACAGUUCAAAAGGCUCAUGGUUCGCCUGAAUGGCUUCAGCCCACAUAUAACCUUGAAACACAACUCACUCAAAUGAUUGGUGAUUAUUAUGUACGGGAGAGGAAUGGCCUAGAUAAUCUAUGGAUCUUGAAGCCGUGGAACAUGGCAAGAACUAUUGAUACAACCAUAACUGGCAAUUUGUCUGCUAUUAUCCGUCUCAUGGAGACUGGGCCAAAAGUAUGCCAGAAGUAUAUUGAGCACCCUGCUCUGUUCAAGGGGAGGAAGUUUGAUCUUCGUUACAUCAUCUUGGUUCGCAGUAUAAACCCAUUGGAGAUAUUUCUGACUGAUGUAUUCUGGGUUAGGUUAGCAAACAAUACUUACUCUUUGGACAAGCACAGCUUGGAUGAAUAUGAAACUCAUUUUACUGUAAUGAAUUACCGAGGAAGAUUAGACCACUUGAACACCCCAGAUUUUGUGAAUGAGUUUGAACUAGAGCAUAAAGUAAAAUGGAAUGAUAUCCAUAUGAGAGUUAGGAGUAUGAUUAGAUCAGUGUUUGAAUCUGCUGCAUCAGUGCAUCCAGAGAUGCAUCAUCCCAGAUCUCGGGCAAUGUAUGGUGUUGAUGUGAUGCUUAGUUGCGAUUUUCUGCCUAAACUACUCGAGGUUACCUACUGUCCUGACUGUGCCAGAGCUUGCAAGUAUGACACAGAAGCUGUGAUUAAUGGAGGAGAACCUGUGAAAGGACAUGAGUUCUUCAAUUACGUGUUUGGCUGUCUUUUUCUCAAUGAAACUAACCAUGUAUCCCCAUUGUAGGCAAGUUUACUAAAUUUGCCAAAUACUCUGUCCCAAUUUACCUGUCUUAGUUACUCAUUGGUAAAACUUCAUUUCGUUCUUACCUUAUUUUCUCUAAUAUCAUUAUCUAGUUAAAUUAUCAUGACACUGGUUGUUUUGUUGAACUUCGAUAGCGUUCUUAUUGUGCAAGUCUCUUUUAUUAAAUAGUACAAAAUUGAAUCUAAAACAUCUUGACUCUU